Plasmopara halstedii is the source of this 1380-nucleotide messenger RNA. RefSeq names its product major facilitator superfamily. NCBI's taxonomy places the organism in Eukaryota, Oomycota, Peronosporomycetes, Peronosporales, Peronosporaceae. Gene Ontology annotation, biological process: transmembrane transport. Gene Ontology annotation, molecular function: transmembrane transporter activity. The record is from RefSeq and is a predicted model, not a curated record. The coding region runs from base 1 to 1380 and encodes 459 amino acids. The transcript has 9 exons.
AUGGCGGAGUACUUUGCCCGAUUGCAUCGAAAUGGCUCACCUAUUAAUUGUGAAGUCGAGCCACACGACGAGGCGUGCAUUGCUGGGUCACGACAAGCUGCUUGGCUGUCGAGUGUAUUUUCGGCUGCAGGCUGUAUGGGAAAUUUGGUUCUGUCGCCUAUGAUUGGUCAAGCUUCAGAUGUCUAUGGACGCAAGCCAUUUUUGGUACUCAAUCAGGUAUUGAGGCUGGGCUUUCCUUUCUCUGUCAUGUACUUUAUGCAGUCAGAAGGCUCCAUUACACCAUAUUUUUUGCUACGACUUGUCGACUCAAGCUUUGGGGUGGCUGGUGUCACGAGCGCUGCCAUCGCUGAUAUUGUCGCUCCUGAAGACCGAGCAGCUGCGUUUGGAAUUCUUUUUGCAAGUCUGUCUGUCGGCUACUGUACUAGUGCAUUUGCUGCGCCAUUUUUUUCAAGGGAGCACAUCCUUCAGGUCGCAGCUGUUCUCUUCGUGCUACGAGUUUUGUGUGCAAUCUUUAUUUUACCCGAGACACUUUCGCCUACAUUGCGCAUGAGUAGAGCCCACUGGGUCAUGGAGAAUCCAAUCAGCUUAAUGACAAUUCUUUUUCGAGACCAAUUAUUUAUGCGGUUAACCUGCUUGAUUGCGCUGACAAGUUUUGUCAUGAAUGGAGUUUUGCAGAUUCAUUAUUUUUUUCUCAAUAGCAUCGUCGGGUUUGAUGCGAGUGACUUUAGUAGGUUAAUGCUUCUAGCUGGCAUUUUAGCAUUGUUGGGUCAGUUUUUGCUGCUCAAACCUCUCGUGAGUUGCGUUGGAGAAAAGGGCGUUAUUGUCGUCGCUUUAGUUGCCAGCACAGUUGGAACGUGUGGCUAUGCACUUACUGCAUAUUAUCCUUUCAAAUGGCUAGUAUACGCGCUGAGCGUACCUGGAUGCAUAAGCGAUCUUUCUUUUCCAGCGAUUUCGGCGCUGAAGUCAAUAAACGCUUCGGCAAAGGAGCAAGGGCGUUUGCAAGGAGCAAUCUACGGUGCUCGCUCGAUUUUUGAAGCGCUAGGGCCGGUGGUAUUUGCGUCAUUAUACGGAGCUAUGACGCGCCAAUCACUUUGGUCGCAAGCUCUUCCAUAUGUAGUGGCUUCGGUUCUUUAUUUUGUGGGAAUUGGACUGGCUCUAUCACUGCCAAUUGGAAAGAGUUCUUGUGUAGAGAAUACUAUCGCUGGUGCUUCUUCAAUGCCGCCAAGGUGUGGGAAAUCGCUUGGAUCCAUGUAUUUUAAGAUUGAAGACGACGACGAAGAGAUGGAACAAAAAGAUGAUUGGAGUGGAGCGGCUGAUGCACGUAUUUAUAACAUUGGUGACGAAAUUCUCGCAGAGCCACUGCUUGGGUCGACGCCUUGA